UAUUUAGGGUUAGGGUUACAAUGGGCUCCAAGCGUAGCAGAGCUCCGGGCAGGGAAUGAGCGGCAUCGGCGUCUUGUCUCGCCUUCGCCACUCCAAGCUCGGGAGCGCGAUUGGAUUGGCGGAUAGAGCGCGAGCAUUCUCUUCCGGGAGGAAGGAAUGGAAAUGGGAAUCGCGCGCUGCCUUCUGCCAGACGCAUGGACCGAGAAUGGAUCCGGCAGCACCGUCGACUUCAUCGUCUCAACCAUCCGACGCGAUGCCUGACGAGCUUCUAGCGGCAGGAGCUCUUACUCCUGCGAAAGUGGUGGAGGUUUUGGAUCGAUACAUAGUCGGGCAAACGGCAGCAAAACGGGCAGUCGCUGUGGCAUUUCGAAAUAGAUGGCGCCGGCAUCGCAUCCCAGUUGAGUUGAGAGAUGAAAUUGUGCCCAAGAAUAUCCUUAUGAUUGGUCCAACAGGCUGUGGCAAGACAGAAAUUGCUCGAAGGCUUGCGAAGAUCUCUUACGCUCCAUUUGUGAAGGUUGAAGCCACAAAGUUUACUGAAGUUGGAUUUCAUGGGCGAGAUGUAGAUCAAAUUAUCAGAGAUUUGGUCGAUAAUGCAAUUGUCCUGCAGCGGCAAAGGAUCCGCACCAAGAUUUCUAAAGAGGUGGAGAAGAGCGUUGAGGAUCGAAUUCUGGAUGUUUUGGUUGGAGUUCAGCAGGAGGAGAUUAGUGAGAAAAGCUUAACGUCCAUGGACAUGUUCAGGAAACUGUACAGGGAAGGAGCAAUCGACAACCGGAAAAUUCAGCUGGAUGUGCCGGAAGGACGAGUUCGUCUUCCUGUUGAUGUGAUGGGAAACGGCUUGCCUGUUAACGAUCUGAUUUACAAGGUGUUGAAGUCCCCCAAAGUGGAGCGACGUGAAAUCACGGUUGGGGAAGCAAGGCCGCUCUUGACAGAAAUCGAAAUGGAAAAGUACUUACAAUCGGACCAAAUUGUGAAGGAUGCAAUCCAGCUUACGGAGUCAGAUGGUAUUGUUUUCAUUGACGAAAUUGACAAAAUAGUCACCACGAGCGAGACAAGGCGCGGUGCUGAUGCAAGUGCCGAGGGCGUCCAAAGGGAUUUGCUACCAAUCAUUGAAGGAAGUGUUGUGAACACGAAGUACGGCAAUGUGAAUACGGAUCAUAUCCUGUUUAUUUGCAGCGGUGCGUUUCACUCCUGUAAACCAAGUGACAUGCUUGCGGAAUUGCAAGGAAGGCUGCCUAUUCGUGUUGAACUGAAGGCCCUUCAACGCGAGGACUUGUAUCGAAUUUUAACAGAACCAGAGAUAAACAUGCUGAAGCAACAACAAUUGCUACUUAAAACCGAAGGCGUUGAGCUGAUAUUUACCGAGGAUGCGGUCAGAGAACUUGCAAAUGUUGCUGCAGAGGUGAACAGAUCUCUGGAUAACAUAGGCGCGAGGAGAUUGCACACGGUGAUUGAGAGAGUUGUGGAGGACAUUAGUUUCAGUGCACCAGAGAGGGCGGGAGAGAAACUGAUAAUUGACAAGGAGAAAGUGAGGAAGUCCGUUGGGGACCUUCUCAACAAGAUGGAUCUUUCAAAAUUUGUCUUGUAGAGCGGGCAAUUCAAUUCAUUCGGUUGGACACAGGAUUUCCAGGAAAUAUCUAAAGUUGGAUUAGUAGGGGAUGGAACGCCUUGAAGCAGUGCAUAUAAGAACUUGGGAUUAGUAGGUGGAGCAAGUUGAUGGCACGUUUUGAAGCAGUGGAGUAG
Selaginella moellendorffii is the source of this 1740-nucleotide messenger RNA. Its product is annotated as ATP-dependent protease ATPase subunit HslU. The transcript is spliced from 15 exons. Gene Ontology annotation, molecular function: ATP hydrolysis activity; ATP binding; peptidase activity. The record is from RefSeq and is a predicted model, not a curated record. Lineage: Eukaryota; Viridiplantae; Streptophyta; Lycopodiopsida; Selaginellales; Selaginellaceae. Gene Ontology annotation, cellular component: HslUV protease complex. The coding region runs from base 56 to 1585 and encodes 509 amino acids.